Molecule: messenger RNA, 827 nt
Organism: Hyaena hyaena (striped hyena)
Lineage: Eukaryota; Metazoa; Chordata; Mammalia; Carnivora; Hyaenidae
Gene: DNAAF6
Product: dynein axonemal assembly factor 6
Exons: 7
Coding region: 95-754 (219 amino acids)
Biological process (GO): axonemal dynein complex assembly; flagellated sperm motility
Cellular component (GO): cytoplasm
Molecular function (GO): dynein intermediate chain binding; protein-folding chaperone binding
Source: RefSeq, a predicted model, not a curated record
CCGCAGAGAGCACUUAAGUGGGCUAGAGCGUGGUGUGUAAAGACUACCUGUACUUGGCAAACCGGCUACUCACUAAGGGCUGAUUGGGAGCAAUAUGGAACCUGAAAAUAUGGAGUCUGAAAAUACAGAAACCGAAAGUAUGGAAACUGAAAACAUGGAAUCUGAAAACAUGGAAAUUGAAACCAUUUCUUCGGUUUCAGCCCUGCAGGCUCUCUCUAAGCUACUUUAUCCUGAAGAAGAGGAUGAUUCUGAAGCUGGACAGCCAAAUUGUUCAUAUGCUUAUGGAGCCAUGGGUCCUGGGAAUAUUGGACCACCAAGCAUAGAAGAACUCAAAGUCGUCCCUCAAAGCAGUGAUGAAAAUGUCGAGAAUAUCUGGAAUCCAGAGGAAGUUCCAGAGGGAGCAGAGCACAAUGACAUAUGGGAUGUUAGAGAAAUACCAGAGUACGAGAUAAUAUUCAAACAGCAGGUGGGAACUGAGGAUAUAUUCCUAGGAUUUUCGAGAAAAGACUCUUCAACAGCAUGUUGUGAAGAUCUAGUGGUUAAAGUUAAAUUGCCAAAUACAAACCCUUCUGAUAUUCAAAUUGAUAUCCAGGAAAUGAUCCUUGACCUUCGCACUCCUAAUAAGAAGCUGUUGAUAACCCUUCCUCACCCUGUGGAGUGCAACAGUGCCAAAGCCUUCUAUAUCCUGGAGACUGAGACCCUUGAAGUCACCCUAACAAUGAAAAGAGACUUGGACUUCAUUAACUUCUUCUGAAGCUUCAUGAGUAAGGACGAAACAUGUUAAAACAGCACUGCUAAAAAAAUAAAAAAAAACCUUUGAAAAAUUG